GGUGGUCUGACCAUAUAAACAACUCCCAGUAGAUAUAUAUCGUUUGCACCCUGUGUUUGUCAGUUUCUCCUCUCUCUCUCUCUCUCUCUCUCUCUCUCUCUCUCUCUCUCUCUCUCUCUCUCUCUCUCUCUCUCUCUCUCUCUCUCUCUCUCUCUCACCUAAACGUUCAGAACAAUUUUUACAUUACAACACACACACACACACACACACACACACACACACACACACAUCACGCGUAGCGCAGGUGGAGGGUGGUGAGAUGUCAUCAUUCCCUUGGAUCUAUAGAUUAACUUCUGGAGAGAAAGAUUAGGGGUGGGGUAUGGGGGGAAAGCAGGAUUGAAAAAAAAAUAAAUAAAUAAAACAGGUUAAAAAAAGGGUUUUUUGGGUUUUGUUUUUUAUCUUGUUUUUUUGUUUGGGAGUUUAUUGUUUUGGGGGGUUUUAUUUAUUUUUUGUAAUGUACAGAGACAUAACGCAAUGAAGAGAGUGAGAGUGAUGAGAGAGGAAAGAUAAUAAACGAGAGAGAGAGAGAGAGAGAGAUGGGUCCAGACGCCAGCUGUACAAUACGGAGUGACCGCUCACUGCCAUUAAUUUACCAUAAGAAUUUCCGCGCACGCACACUCCUUCCCCGAUUGAUUUACCUUAUUUCCCUCUGUUCAGUUAUUUUGAGUCUCACAUAGCUCACAGCAGAAGAGUUGCCCUUGACCAUGAAAUAGUCAGGCUUCAUCUGGCCCCCUUUGUUUGCUCAGAAGAAUUUUCAAAAUUAAAGUGUUUUAUUCAAGUAGAGAUAGCGCGAGGAUCGGGUGUGGGCGCGUGUGUGUUAUACCGCCCCCUCCACCUUUCCCCCUUUAGCAGGGGCGCGGGAAGGCGGUUAGAGCACCUUCUCGCGCACACAUGUUACCCUCUUGUUGAAAGAAGCAGACGUACUGAAACGUGCUCUAGUAUUUACCGGAGAACAAGGCGGGAUACUAAGUAGCCAUGUCAGUUGCCUUAAGUGGAAUAAGUGUGGCUUCGAUUCUGGCGGUGACGGCAGGGAGUCUGGUGCCUCUGAUGUUUCUGAAGGAGGUGAUGAAGAGGUAUGAUUCUUCCAAGGGGCUGCGGUGUGCCUUAAUCAACGUCUUUAGCGCCACGUCAGAAUGGAGCCCCAAGGACCCUGCCCUGCGACAGGAGUACCGCAACCAGCAGGUGACAGAAAACAAGGCGAUGGCGUGGCAGCUCUGUAACUGUUGUCCUUGGGCAAUGUGAUAUACGCAUCAAUCUCUCUCUCUCUCUCUCUCUCUCUCUCUCUCUCUCUCUCUCUUUCGGAUGUGUAAGUUAUUCGUCAGAUCGACCAUAGCACUAGCGUUGUAAGAAGAACGAUAAUGAUAAUGACCAUGAUGAUAAUAAUAGUAAUAAUAAUAAUAAUAAUAAUAAUAAUAAUAAUAAUAAUAAUAUUAAUAAUAUUAAUAAUAAUAAUAAUAAUAAUAAUAACAAUAAUAAUAAUAAUAGAAAUAAUAAUAAUAAUAAUAAUAAUAAUAAUAAUAAUGUUACGGCCCUCGUACCCAUCUCGCCAACCACUAACCUCUUCAACUAACCAUCGGCUUCGAAUACCGUCCUGACCACACCGUGGCGGUAUCAGUAAAGACAAAGCUUUGGAAACACGUCCCGACUCGUGUCUUGAUCGAGCUAACCGAGAUGAAGACUGACGUCUACCUCCACACUUCGUCAGUCUCACUCGCUUCUCGCAGUUGGAACCAUCCUCCCUCAUGCAGCCUGGAUUCGGUUACAUCGACAUGAGUUUGAAGACGUGACGAACACAAACACGAACACGUGUGCACUCACACUCUUCAUUACGUACACACCAGAGCGACUUAUAUUUGUAUUGUAUUUUGGGUAUAUAUUUGUUUUCCUUUAUUGCUUAUUAUUUGAUACAUGUUACAUUCACUUUGUUUAUUAACUUGUAUAUGUUUCGUCACCUUUGGUUUCCUUUAUCACUCAUAAGCUUGUAUAUGUUACGUUAACUGCAGGCGCUAUGCCCGCUUCAGGUAGUGGAUAUUUAGUUUAAUAAUGAUUGUAAGUUUUAUUU
This is a messenger RNA of Scylla paramamosain (green mud crab), 2062 nucleotides long. RefSeq lists its product as uncharacterized. The coding region runs from base 976 to 1242 and encodes 88 amino acids. NCBI's taxonomy places the organism in Eukaryota, Metazoa, Arthropoda, Malacostraca, Decapoda, Portunidae. The record is from RefSeq and is a predicted model, not a curated record. The transcript has 2 exons.